Molecule: messenger RNA, 3011 nt
Organism: Mugil cephalus (flathead mullet)
Lineage: Eukaryota; Metazoa; Chordata; Actinopteri; Mugiliformes; Mugilidae
Gene: rdh20
Product: retinol dehydrogenase 20
Exons: 5
Coding region: 118-1068 (316 amino acids)
Cellular component (GO): lipid droplet
Molecular function (GO): oxidoreductase activity, acting on the CH-OH group of donors, NAD or NADP as acceptor
Source: RefSeq, a predicted model, not a curated record
UGAGGGGGUCACAGUAGGUAGGAGGGUGAACACCAGCUUGGCUGUCUGCACCUUUGCUGGAUGGUAUAGAAAACACCGCUUCACAGUUAACAGACGGUUAGUGUAACGUUCAGCAGAAUGAUUUUCCUCAUGGACCUCCAGAUGAUGCUGCUGGACGUGAUUUAUUUCAUCCUGCGCAAUUCCGUGCGUGCCAUCCUGCGCCCACGCACCAAGCCCAUAGACGGCGAGCUGGUGCUGAUCACCGGGGCGGGAGGCGGCCUGGGCCGUCUCUUCGCUCAGGAGUUCACCAAGCACGGGGCAGACGUGGUGCUGUGGGACGUCAACAGCAGUGCCAACGAGCAGACAGCCAAGCUGGUGCGCGAGACGGGGGGCAAGGCCUACACCUACACGGUGGACGUGACCAACCGGGACGACGUGUACCGCAGCGCGGAGCUCGUGAGGCAGGACCUGGGCCGGGACGUCACCAUGCUGGUGAACAACGCUGGGGUGGUGGCUGGGCGGCGCAUGCUGGAGUGUCCCGAUGAACUGAUGGAGAGGACGAUGAAAGUCAACUGUCAUGCCCUCUUCUGGACAGUGAAGGCCUUCCUCCCUCGAAUGAAGGAACAGAACCACGGACACAUCGUGACCGUCGCCAGCGUCCUCGGCCUCUUCAGCACAGCUUGCGUUGAGGAUUACUGCGCCAGUAAGUUCGCCGCAGUGGGCUUCCACGAGUCUUUGGCUCACGAGCUGCUCGCUGACGAGGUUGAUGGAGUGAAGACGACCCUCGUGUGCCCCUACAUCGUGGACACGGGCAUGUUCGAGGGCUGCAAGAUACGGGAGGAAGUGGAACUGCUCCUAGCUCCUCUGGAUCCUCAGUACUGCGUCGAGCAGGCCAUGAACGCCAUCCUGAUAGACCAGCCAUUAGUGUGCAUCCCCCGCCUCACAUACCUGCCCGUCCUGUCAAGAGCGUUGUUGCCAUGGGAAUCCAACGUGGUCGCAUAUCGUUUCAUGGGUUCUGACAAGUGCAUGUACCCGUUCAUCGAUUCCAAGAAGAAUCAAGUGACUAAUGGCGCGGUUGCGGUUGCAUAAGAAACCUUCACUUCUCGAGUCAAAACCUUGGAAAAAAAAUAAAAUCAGAGUUAAUUCAAAAAGCCUGAUGAUAUAACAAACUGGACAAAUAUAUAUAUAUAUAUAUGUAUCUGCUUGUGUGUACAGCAGCAGACCAAACUGUUCACUUACUGCCAUCAUUUAGUCAUAUGGACGCUCAGAAAAACUGGAAGGGACUGUACAUUUUAAGACUGACCAUUGAGAGGCGGGUGCCAGAUGACAGCUCAGCCAAGUGGUCAUCAGCACCUGAUGGGAUUUCGCUAAUGUUCACAUAAAAUUUAGAGCCCCUUCAAAAUCACUUCAACACAAACCCGUGUGAGGAACAAAUAAAAUGGGAAAUGUGUCUUUGUUAUCUGUAAAUGAAUUACUAAAUGUUGUGCUGUAUUAUGUUUACACGAAAUAAAAUGACCGAAACCAAAACUGCUGUCCUUGAACAUCAAGUCCUUACAACACCGGACUGUUCUCGUAUCGGCUUCCAAAUAAGCUAAAGGGAGCGACACGGCAUAAAAUUAAUGUUAAAAAGAAUUUAGUCACUACUUUUUAGUGCAUAACAUCAUGACCACAUUCCUAAUAUUGUGCGCGUGUUUGUGUCAGGCUGCAUCCUGCCGGUGCUACAUGUCUAAGUAACAUCCCCACGAAUGCCAGGUCCAUACAUUUCCUGGCAAAACACUGAAUUAUCACAAAACGGUUAAUGUCAUUUACGUCUCCUGUCUGUGGCUUCAACGUUGUGGCCGAUCCGUGUGUAACUUCAACAACAAAAAAGAAAAGGGGGGAAAAGUGUCGCUAAUCUCACGUGACAGCAUGAUGCAGUGUAACAUUAACACUGCCCAAAAUUAGCUUCAUGCUGGAGAGAAAGUGUGACUAAUGAUGAAGCAUUUGCUGCAGCACAAUGCAGAGCUGGAAAUGUCUCCAAGUCUGAUGCCCCAGAAUGAGAGCGUGUUUGUGCACUUAAGUAAGAAUAAAAACAACCCACUUCUCUUCUCAUAAAAGAAAAUAUACAUUACUAAUAUAUGAAUGUUUAUGGCAUCAGAUGCAAAGAAAGGAAAAGUGCUUGCUGCUAAAGCAUUAGGAUUCUGACUUAAAUAAUUGAAAUGGCUGAGAUUUAUGUGAAGAACACCCUCACAGUGUGUGCAAUAUUUCAGAAACAGGAGCCUACAACUAUAUCAACACUUAAAAGUGAUCUGGAAAUGGGGAAAUCCUUAAAGGAAACAGAGUUGUAGACGGACAUACAAAGGCAUGUGUGAAGGGGAGCCCCAACAGUUCAAGAAAUGGUGCAUAACACAAAGCUAAUGCUAAAAGCUAACUACUGACCUAGCACCAAAACGAGUUAAAACCUGCUUAUUUUCUACGCAAGUUAUAUAGACUUUUCCCCCCAAUACCACCACAGAGGUACCGCUACGUACUAGAGUAGUAAAAGGUGUCACUACUGGCAAAUGAAGAAAAAGAUGAGACAUCAGCAGCCUUCGUUUUGUGCAUGUAAGCACAUCAGUUUAAUUACCAUGGGGAGCGGAGAAAGAAGGGAGGUUGACAUAAGGGAGGAAAGGAAGGGAGUCAGUGAAACCGAUGCAACGGGGACACAUCCUCUGUCACACACAGCAGGGGCAACAUCACGGUACGUCACACGCUACAUUGAACCACAAAUUCCUCCCAGCCCUACAUGGUAAUGUUAAUAACACUUCACUUGUGGUUGUUGAUAUAAAGCACUCUAGGAAAAUCAACAGAGGUUCACCAGCUGCAGCCUAGACAACGAUGAGGUCUGAACCUUAACAAGACCGUUCUGUAAUGAACUACCUCAGCGGGGGAUAAAACAUAAAACACUUAAAAACAAGAAUUAACGGGUCUCGCAAAGAGGAAACGAGUUCUACUCAAAACAAAAAAAAAACCUUCACAGUUAGUUACUUCAAUUUUUUUUUUUUUUUUUUUAA